This is a messenger RNA of Otolemur garnettii (small-eared galago), 780 nucleotides long. RefSeq names its product transcription elongation factor A like 2 (gene TCEAL2). The coding region runs from base 1 to 690 and encodes 229 amino acids. The record is from RefSeq and is a predicted model, not a curated record. The transcript has a single exon. Lineage: Eukaryota; Metazoa; Chordata; Mammalia; Primates; Galagidae.
AUGGAAAAUCUCUACAAUGAAAAUGAAGGAGCGCCUUCACACCACGAAAUGAUGGAAAAUGAGGAACAGCCACAGCAUGAAGGAAAGCCAGAAAAUCUGGAAAAUAAGGAUUUAGAAAAUGAAGGAAAGAUAGAAAACAAAGGACAGACAGAUGAUGAAGAAGUAAAGAAUAAAGAAAAAUCAGAGAAUGAGGGAAAGGCAAAAGAAGAAGGAAAGCCAGAGAGUGAGGGAAAGUCAGAGAGUGAGGGAAAGUCAGAAAGUCAGGGAAAGCCAGAGGCAGAAAAUCCAGAGAGUGUGGGAAAGCAGGAGCAGGAGAGAGAACCAGAGAGUGAGGGAGAGCCAGACAGUGAGGAAGAGCCAGAGAGUGCAACAAGGGCUGCAAGAAAGCGCCCAGCUGAGGAUGAUGUACCCAGGAAAGCCAAAAGAAAAACCAACAAGGGGCUGGCUCAGUACCUUAAGCAGUAUAAAGAGGCUAUCCAUGAUAUGAAUUUCAGCAAUGAGGACAUGAUAAGAGAAUUUGACAAUAUGGCUAGGGUGGAGGAGAAAAGGAGAAAAAGCAAACAGAAGUUAGGGGCAUUUUUAUGGAUGCAAAGAAAUUUACAAGACCCUUUCUAUCCGAGGGGCCCAAGGGAAUUCAGGGGUGGCUGUAGGGCCCCACGAAGGGAUACUGAAGACAUCCCUUAUGUUUAGGGCCCUUGCAGGCAUUUACCAGGCUCUAUGCUUUAACCUUAUGCUACUAUUUUCCUUUAGGCGCCCCUCUUAUUACCAAUAACCUUUUAA